GACGCAUUCGCCUUCCUCAAUGGAUAAAGAUAAUGGGAAUAAAGACACCGCCUCCAAAUCCACCUCCUCAUCGGAUGAAUGGGGCGACAAGCUGGCUGAGCUGAUUGCCUGGUUCGAGGGCAAUCCCAAUCUGCCCGAGAAGAUCGAACCAAUAGUAAUGCUACGAUUCCUUAAGUGCAUGGCAUUUGAUGUUAAACGCACCAAAUCCCUGGUGGAACUCAACUACAGUAUGCGGAAUAAGCAUCCGCAUCUGUUCAUGGAUCGCAACAUGGAGGACGAGAUGACCGCCAAGGGUCUAAAGGUGUCGGAUCUUCUGAUAUUACCCGGUAUUACGCCCCAAGGUACUAAACUGCUCUUCUUCCGUAUGGCAGAUCUGGAUCCACAUACGCGUAAUUCCGUGGAGGAGACCAAAAUCUUCUUCAUGAUGAGCGAUGCACGAUUCACAAUACCAGAUGUGGAGCGAGGAGCAGGAAACGUGGAGGAUUACGUUCUAGACGAAGCCGAUAUUGCGAAAGGCGAUGUUCACAUCGUCGACAUUGAGGGUUAUACCUUACGUCAUCUGGCCUACGUAUCCAUUUUUGUGUUGCGUAUUUACAUGAAAUUCUUACAGGAGGCAUAUCCCUCUCGUUUGCAGGCUAUGCAUGUUAUCAAUUGCCCCUCUUAUCUGGACAGGCUCAUCUCUAUGAUGUCUCCCUUUCUCAGGGAGGAAGUUCGGAACAUGAUUAAGUACCAUACAGGGGGCCUGGAAAGUCUCUAUGAGGAAGUGCCCAGGGAUAUGCUGCCAGAUGAGUAUGGCGGCAAGGCUGGCUCCAUAGCGGAACUCAAGGCCCGGGCCGUUCAGUCUAUCAAGGAUAAAACUGCCUACCUAAGCGAUGAGCGGUACUGGAAGGUGGCCUCCCAAAGCAAGAGUCGAUGGUCCUGGUUUUGAUAUUCGGAUAUUCAAAUAACUUCCACAGAUAUCCUGCGAACGUGAUUUUAUUAAAAUGUGAUUAAGAGGGGCGCUUGCCACAGGAAAGCUAUCGAUUAGUCGGGGAAUUCCCAUAAAUACCUACAGGGUUUAAAGCUUAGUUUGUCAGCUUCAAAAGUAUAAAGUAGACCUUGAAAAAGAAUUUCUAACUUUUUUAUUAUUCUAUAAUAUUUUUAUAAUUUACGUUAAGUGCAUUUUUUUUCUAUUAUUAAAUAAGGGACAACUGCCUGUUUAUUAGCAGCAAUGUGAACAAUACACUUGGUAUACCAAUAAAUAAUAUUAAUUGUA
Messenger RNA from Drosophila eugracilis, 1255 nucleotides. Its product is annotated as alpha-tocopherol transfer protein-like. The transcript is spliced from 6 exons. The record is from RefSeq and is a predicted model, not a curated record. NCBI's taxonomy places the organism in Eukaryota, Metazoa, Arthropoda, Insecta, Diptera, Drosophilidae. Gene Ontology annotation, molecular function: phosphatidylinositol bisphosphate binding. Gene Ontology annotation, cellular component: membrane. Bases 20 to 928 code for a protein of 302 amino acids.